Camelina sativa (false flax) is the source of this 1658-nucleotide messenger RNA. Its product is annotated as mannan endo-1,4-beta-mannosidase 7. Gene Ontology annotation, molecular function: mannan endo-1,4-beta-mannosidase activity. Lineage: Eukaryota; Viridiplantae; Streptophyta; Magnoliopsida; Brassicales; Brassicaceae. Gene Ontology annotation, biological process: polysaccharide catabolic process. The record is from RefSeq and is a predicted model, not a curated record.
GAUAUGCGAACAUCACACAUUACAUGAGUAUGCGUGUAUAACACUAAAUUAAAUGAGAGUUAUUAUGCUUUUUCCAAAACCGUUAUACAAUUAAUUAAUUAUUAUUAGUCCAUAAAUACCCCUUCCACCCCCUCUGAAAGACACAGCGACAAGAGUGUAAAGAGAAAGAGAAAGCAAAGAAUAAGAAGAAGAUGAAGAAGCUUCUGGGUCUAAUUACAUUUCUAGCAAUCGUGAUCCAACAAAGCUCUUUGGAGUUAGGAGCAGAUGCGUUACCGAAUGAUGGGUUCGUGAGGACUAAAGGUGUUCAGUUUAAUCUCAAUGGCUAUCCUUUUUACGCUAAUGGCUUUAAUGCCUAUUGGCUCAUGUACGAAUCCGCCGAUCCAUCCCAAAGGUCUAAGAUCUCUGCCGCGCUCCAAGAUGCCUCUCGCCAUGGCUUGACCGUUGCUCGAACAUGGGCUUUCAGCGAUGGCGGUUACAGACCUCUUCAGUCUUCCCCUGGCUCCUACAACGAGGAUAUGUUUCAGGGUUUGGAUUUUGCGAUUGCUGAGGCAAGAAGCCAUGGGAUAAAGAUAAUACUCAGCUUUGCCAAUAACUACGACAGCUUCGGAGGGAGGAAGCAAUAUGUGGAUUGGGCUCGAAGCCAAGGCCGUCCCGUUUCUUCUGAAGACGACUUCUUCACUGACUCCCUUGUUAAAGAUUUCUACAAGAACCAUAUCACGGCUGUGCUCAAUAGAUUCAAUACUUUUACUAAAGUUCAUUACAAAGAUGACUCAACUAUUAUGGCUUGGGAGCUCAUGAACGAGCCCCGUUGCCCCUCAGAUCCUACCGGAAGAACCAUUCAGGCUUGGAUUACUGAAAUGGCUGCUCAUGUGAAAUCACUAGACAGAAACCAUCUGCUUGAAGCUGGCCUCGAAGGUUUCUAUGGUCAGUCUUCACCUCAAAGCAAGACUCUAAACCCACCCGGCCAGUUUGGAACUGAUUUCAUCGCCAAUAACCGCAUCCCCGGCAUUGAUUUUGCUACGGUUCACUCUUACCCUGACGAAUGGUUCACAGAUGCAAGUGCAAGCGAGCAGUUCAAAAUGGAUUUCUUGAACAAAUGGAUCGACGCACACAUCCAAGACGCACAGAACGUUCUUCGCAAACCCAUUAUAGUAGCAGAAUUUGGUAAAUCGAUGAAGAAACAAGGCUAUAGCUCUGCAGAGAGAGACAUUGUCUUCAACACCGUGUACAGCAAGAUUUACGAGUCUGCAAAACGAGGCGGUGCAGCAGCAGGAGGAUUGUUCUGGCAACUUCUGGGAAAUGGAAUGGAUAAUUUUCAAGAUGGGUAUGGGAUCAUACUUAACCAAAGCUCGUCGACGGUUAACGUCAUUGCUCAGCAAUCGCGGAAGUUGACUUUGAUUCGGAAAAUAUUUGCUAGGAUGAUCAAUGUGGAGAAAUGGAAGAGAGCGAGAGGCCACGGACAAGUAAGAGGUCAUCACAAAAUCAAAAACUGAAGACUAAACUAAUUUAUACUUUUAAUAUUUACUCUCUUAUAGCGAAUUCAAGGACCUCAGCUCGUCCAAGAAAGUAAUAGUGAUAGAUUUCAUAAUAUACUUAGUUUUUGGCCGGAAUGAACUUUAUUCAGUAAAGAAAAUAAUAAUUAGUGUGGCAAUUUUUUA